UUUCAAUGUUAGGAGAUGCACUUCUUCCCUGUUGCUGCUGCCUCAAUAUAACUGUUUCAGUAAGUGUUCUGCUUAUCAAGAGAAAGGAGAGUGUUUUCAGAUAUUGUGAGUGAGUACUCAGUUUUUGUUUGCAUAUAGAUUAAGAAGAAGAAAGUUGACCCAAAGCUCUUGUAGAGGUCAUCUAAUCUGUUUGGUUGAGAAGAUCUGUCCUCCCACAGACUCACCUUCGGCACUAUAAAGGAAUACCUCUUCCUGAUGACAAGCUCUCUUUGCAGCGUUACCUCACCCUUGGUCAUUCUAGAAGCAACAUCUUCUAUUACAAAAAUUUAGGAACUACAUUGGAAAUUAGAGUGCUGUUUGCAUAGGCCAGAUCUUUGGACUACUACCUGCCAGAAAACCCAGGGCAUUCACAAUGAGCAUUAGUGAAGACGACGUGGAGAAGUUUCUUGAUGGCAACCCUACUUUUGCAAAGCAGUACUUUGAGAAGAAACUAAGAACAGAGUCCUGGGAUAGCAAUGAGGGUGAAAUCCUUUUUGAGUUGAUCCAAGACAUGCAAGAAAGCAUCAACAUGGAGAAAGUUGUUUUCAAGACCUUGAGAAGAAUCAGGUCCCUUAUUCACGCUGACCGUUGUAGUCUUUUCAUGUACAGGCAGAGAAAUGGCACGCCUGAACUGGCAACAAGGCUUUUCAACAUCCAAGAGGGAAGCACCCUGGAGGAAUGCCUGGUCUCCCCAGACUGCGAGAUUGUCUAUCCACUGGACAUAGGCAUUGUGGGCUAUGUUGCACAAACCAAGAAAACCAUGAACAUCAAGGAUGUCAGUGAGUGUGCCCAGUUCAGUCCAUUUGUUGAUGAGCUCACCAACUACACUACGAAAAGCAUCCUUGCAACACCCAUCUUGAAUGGCAAAGAUUUAGUUGCUGUCAUUGUGGCUAUUAAUAAGCUGAACGGCCCACACUUCACCAGCUCUGAUGAAACACUUUUUCUGAAGUACUUGAAUUUUGCCUCCUUGAACUUGAAAAUUUAUCACUUGAGUUAUCUUCACAAUUGUGAGACUCGAAGAGGCCAGGUGCUGUUGUGGUCGGCUAAUAAGGUUUUUGAGGAACUGACAGACAUCGAGAGGCAGUUCCACAAAGCUUUUUACACAGUGAGAGCAUACCUGAACUGUGACCGGUACUCAGUAGGUCUCCUGGACAUGACGAAGCAGAAGGAAUUUUUUGACCUGUGGCCAGUCCAGCUGGGAGAAGUUCCCCCCUACUCAGGACCUCGCACCCCCGAUGGCCGAGAAAUAGUCUUCUACAAGGUCAUCGAUUAUAUAUUACAUGGAAAAGAAGACAUUAAAGUCAUCCCAAAUCCUACCCCAGAUCACUGGGCACUAGUUACUGGACUGCCAACCUAUGUGGCUGAAAGUGGAUUUAUUUGCAACAUUAUGAAUGCUGCUGCAGAUGAGAUGUUUAACUUUCAGGAAGGUCCUCUAGAUGAAUCAGGAUGGACUAUCAAAAACGUUCUCUCCAUGCCAAUAGUCAACAAAAGGGAAGAAAUUGUUGGCGUUGUCACAUUUUAUAACAGAAAAGAUGGGAAACCGUUUGAUGAACAGGAUGAGACUCUCAUGGAGUCCUUGACACAGUUCCUGGGUUGGUCUGUACUCAACACAGACACAUAUGAUAAGAUGAACAAGCUGGAGAACCGGAAGGACAUUGCUCAGGAUAUGGUGCUUUACCAUGUGAAAUGUGACAAGGAUGAAAUACAGGAAAUUCUGCCAACAAGAGAAAAGCUGGGGAAAGAGCCAAGCGAGUGUGAGGAAGAGGAGCUGGCAAGCAUCCUGAAAGAAGAACUCCCGGGGCCCACCAAGUUUGAAAUCUAUGAGUUCAGGUUCUCUGAUUUUGACUGCACUGAGCUGGAGCUGGUGAAGUGCGGCAUUCAGAUGUACUACGAGCUCGGCGUGGUGAAAAAGUUCCAGAUCCCACAGGAGGUUCUGGUAAGGUUUGUGUACUCAGUCAGCAAAGGCUAUCGGAAAAUAACUUACCACAACUGGCGCCAUGGCUUCAACGUCGCGCAGACGAUGUUCACUCUCCUGAUGACUGGCAAACUGAAGCGUUAUUACUCAGACCUUGAAGCCCUUGCAAUGGUAACUGCUGCUCUGUGCCACGAUAUUGACCACAGGGGAACCAACAACCUUUAUCAAAUGAAAUCUCAAAAUCCUUUAGCUAAACUUCACGGAUCCUCAAUUUUAGAGAGACAUCACUUGGAAUUUGGAAAAUUCUUGCUCUCUGAAGAGUCGCUGAAUAUAUGUCAGAACCUCAACCGCAGACAGCAUGAGCACAUGAUUCACCUGAUGGAAAUUGCCAUUAUAGCAACAGACCUGGCACUCUACUUCAAAAAGAGAACAAUGUUUCAAAAGAUUGUUGAUGAGUCCAAGACAUACGAUAGCAUGACUGCCUGGACUGAAUACCUAUCCCUGGAGACAACAAAGAAAGAGGUUGUAAUGGCCAUGAUGAUGACUGCCUGUGAUUUGUCAGCAAUCACAAAGCCUUGGGAAGUCCAGAGUAAGGUAGCUCUCCUGGUAGCAGCUGAGUUCUGGGAGCAAGGAGACUUAGAAAUAAGCGUCCUUCAGCAACAGCCUAUUCCCAUGAUGGACAGGAGGAAAGCUGCUGAGCUUCCGAAGCUUCAAGUGGGUUUCAUCGAUUUUGUGUGCACGUUUGUCUAUAAGGAAUUUUCACGUUUCCACGAGGAAAUUCAGCCUAUGCUUGAUGGGCUGCUGAACAACAGAAACGAGUGGAAGACCCGUGCUGAUGAGUAUGAUGCAAAAAUGAAAGCUCUGGAGGAAGAGAAGAAAAAAGAGGAAGAGAAGAUGGCUGCAAAGAAAGGUGGAAUAACCUGUAAUGGAGGAACAGCUCCAGCUUCCAAAACCUGUAGCAUACUUUAGACCUAUUAUCAAUGCAAUAUAUGCCCCAAAAUAAGAAUGUCCAUGAUUUAAAAAUAAAAUUAAAAAACCCAAAUCAUGGCAUAAAAAUACAUUCCUGAUUGGACGUUCUGCUACUUUAAUUAGGCUUAUGACCAACCAGGGAAGGGCUAGAUGUUGUUUGCCUUAAUUGCAUCUCUUCCUGAUGGUGAGGAGCCAGUUCUGUCCUGUCUCUUGCUCCAUUUAAUGCACCUGAUGUCAGAUGGCAUAUGGCAAGUCAGAACAACGUUUGGCCCAAUAAAUCAGGUUGCAUGACUAUGGAAGAGCAUUUCUCCUGCACUGAAACACUUCUUACCCCAAAGCUGAUGGGGCCAGUUGAAUUCAUAUUCUGCUCCAUACAACCCCAUGUGAUUGACAAUGUAUGCAACCAUAGCCCUCAGAGUAGGAAAACUGAAGAAGAGCCAAAUUUAUCAUAUCUAAGCCUGUACCGGUUGGGAUAUCAGAAAGAAAUCUGUGGGUAGGAAUAAAGCAUGAAAACUGACCAUAGUAAACCUCUGAACUGCUCUAAAAAGUUAUGAUUCCAUGUAAAUCCAAAAAACACUCACAGUGAUAAUAGUUCUGCACUCACUUCAAGAAUCUGGAUAGGAUGCUGCUCUAAAGCAUGGAGCCAUUCCUGCAACACCCAGAGGCUGCCAUCUUCAUGAGCAGGAUCCACACUGUGCACUAACUGAGGCUUUGCUCUGUAACAAGUGAUUGUAAGAAGACAGUGUCAUCAUUACCCACUACAGUUCCAGUUCCAGUUACCCAAGCAACCUGAAUCGUGGCAUCUCCUAAAUUUAUUCUGUUUUGCCUCAUAAUGCCAAUGUUAUUUAAUGCAGUCCUCUUCCGUUCAGUACCAACCCUCCUUCCUUUCCUCCUCCUGUUCUGAGAUGUCCAGGUUUUAGAUUCCCCUCCAGACUUUGAAAGAUUGAUGACUUGUACUCUUAUUUCAGAUGAAAGUUAGUUUUCAUGCUUAUUAAUGCAACCAUAUUAGAACAUUCAGUUACACUCUUGUAGCAGUACAGACACCUUUCUCUGCUCCUCUCACUCUCUUUCUCUUUUGUUUUUUAAGUGUUUGGAGAUCUGUUUUGCUGGGGAUUUUCUUCUUCUUCUAUUACUCCUGCUAUCUUCAGUGCUUUUACCCUUCAGUAUCUUGUUUUGCAUUACAAAAAUACUGCCAGUAAAAGGAAAACUAGA
This is a messenger RNA of Aquila chrysaetos chrysaetos, 4135 nucleotides long. RefSeq names its product phosphodiesterase 6B (gene PDE6B). The record is from RefSeq and is a predicted model, not a curated record. The transcript is spliced from 22 exons. Gene Ontology annotation, molecular function: 3',5'-cyclic-nucleotide phosphodiesterase activity; protein binding. NCBI's taxonomy places the organism in Eukaryota, Metazoa, Chordata, Aves, Accipitriformes, Accipitridae. Gene Ontology annotation, cellular component: photoreceptor outer segment membrane. Gene Ontology annotation, biological process: signal transduction; retina development in camera-type eye. Bases 413 to 2923 code for a protein of 836 amino acids.